GGUUAGGGUUUUUAAAGGUGGCAUCCAAAAAUUCCUUCGCCACUAGUCAAGCGACUCUUCAACAGAAAGUUCAUCGUUUCUCAGAAGAUUUAUUUUCCCCAAAUCCAGUUUUUCUCGAGCCCUAGCAUCUUUCAUCAGGCUCCCCAUCAAAUCCCACCGCAUUUGGAGGAUCUCCGAUCAUGGGAAACACCGAGAAAUUGUUGAAUCAGAUCAUGGAAUUGAAAUUUACUUCGAAGUCGCUGCAACGCCAAGCCAGGAAGUGCGAGAAGGAAGAGAAAGCUGAGAAGCUCAAGAUCAAGAAGGCUAUGGAGAAAGGAAAUGUUGAUGGAGCCCGAAUUUACGCGGAGAACGCGAUCCGUAAACGAACAGAACAGAUGAACUAUCUCCGCCUGUCCUCGAGGCUUGAUGCUGUUGUGGCUCGGCUCGACACACAGGCCAAGAUGUCCACGAUUAACAAGUCCAUGGCGUCGAUCGUAAAAUCCUUGGAAUCUUCUUUGGCGACUGGAAAUUUGCAGAAGAUGUCCGAAAAUAUGGACCAAUUUGAGAAGCAGUUUGUGAAUAUGGAGGUUCAGGCCGAGUUUAUGGAAAAUGCAAUGGCCGGAUCUACGUCGCUCUCGACUCCGGAAGGAGAAGUCAACAGCUUGAUGCAGCAGGUCGCGGAUGAUUACGGUCUGGAAGUCUCCGUCGGGCUACCGCAACCGGCUUCACAUUCAGUGCCAACGAAGGAGACCGAGAAAGUUGACGAGGACGACUUAACGAGGCGCCUUGCAGAGCUCAAGGCCAGAGGUUAAUAGAAAGACAUGACAUCUUAUUGCUGUGUGAUGUAUGUGAAAUUUACGCAUUUAGAAAUUAUGAGUUACUGGGCUUGCUAUGAAUAAUCGAUCUAUGUUACUAUUAUGUCUAUAUUCCAGUAAACACACUUUCAGUGGUGAUUUCUUGUC
This is a messenger RNA of Cucurbita maxima (winter squash), 941 nucleotides long. RefSeq names its product ESCRT-related protein CHMP1B-like. The transcript has a single exon. Gene Ontology annotation, biological process: protein transport; endosome transport via multivesicular body sorting pathway; late endosome to vacuole transport. Lineage: Eukaryota; Viridiplantae; Streptophyta; Magnoliopsida; Cucurbitales; Cucurbitaceae. Gene Ontology annotation, cellular component: ESCRT III complex; multivesicular body. Bases 180 to 791 code for a protein of 203 amino acids. The record is from RefSeq and is a predicted model, not a curated record.